CCUUGUCAUAUUUCCUAAAAUUGUUUCGCAUCAAGCCCUUUUUCGAACAUUUUACAACACAUUUAUCAUCUUAUUCUUUUUGUAGGGAUUCAAAGUGUGAAGUCAAAUCAAAAGAGGCUAUAAAAGUUCAGCCGCUUUCGUAGCUACAUAGUUUUUACAGUAACACUUUCUUAUCUGUAAUCUUGUGUAUAUAGUCAAUAUUCUUUCUUCACUCGAAAUCAUGAACAAUACCCGAUACAAUGCAUCAUUAGCAGCAAACAACGAAUUCUCUACUGUCAGUAGCCCUAUGUUUGAGUUAGUCAAUGUACAUGGUAGAUUGACGCUCGAUGAAGUAUACUUGAAUGGUCUCCAUUCACUGCGGAAACUUGAAAUCCGCAACCUAUCUGAUCAACCCAUUCUUGUUAAAAUGAGAUCGAACUUGCGAAAUCAAAUUGCAUUUCAACUUGAAAAUGAAAAUAUUCUAAACUUUUUGAAUGAGAAAAUACCACAACAGCAAACUGAUACUAUCACAACAAACACUGUGAGCUGGUCUCGUGAAGCUGAAAGAUACCCAUUCAACCAGCUAUUUAAUUAUAUCAAUCAUAUUGACCAGAUUGAACUGGACGGCGGACAAAGUUGCAAUCUAAUUCUAGCAUUUUUACCAGAUCAAAUCCACUCCUCAGAUGAUAAUAACAACAGCACUAAUCGAGGAGAAGUAGCGGCCUUGAAUGAAGACGAUUAUGACAUGUCGGUUGUCACUGAUGAGAACACAACGUUCAACAUGUUCAAUGUGACAGGCAGUCUCUUUUUCUUCGGUUAUUACAAGAACAGCAAUUCGAACGAACAGAGCUUGUCAACAUCUGCAGGAAUGGCGAAUAACAGCAUGGAUGAAAAUUCAACCAAAGACUUCCUGUCAACUUCCACUCUAGCGGAUUACCAACUCUCUGUCAAAUUCAGGGCCAGUGUAUGUCAAUCAGCAUUAUGGAUAGAUGUUGCUGAAACUGGUUUGAGCUUUGAUGACUGUGUCAUAGGAGAGACAUAUUACAAAGAGUUUACGAUUCAAAAUAGGUCUGAAAUCGACCUUUAUUGGACAUUAAACACUAAAGAUUUAUCUUAUGCAGAUUGGAUACAGUUCAUUGAUGUCGAAACAGAAAACAUCCUCGAUACAUUCUCGCCGAUAGAGAGCUUUUCGAAUAAGCAAAUACGCAUAAUUUUCAUGCCAAAAGAAGUUGGAGAAUUUGUGUACGAUCUUCAAUUCGAAAACGCAAAUGAUUCGCGAAAUGUUGUACAAGUAAAAAUGCAUGCUACGGUGCGUUCAGUUUUACGGAAAGAAACUAUGAUAGUCAGCAGUGGUAAUGUUAUAGACUUUGGCGAUUGCAUUUCAGGUGAAUGGGCGGUACAGCAACUAGUUUUGAGCAAUAUUAGUGAAGCACCAGUAGAAGUUCACUUCCAUCCUGAAGGCGCCGAAAUGGUGUUUGAUAUAAAGCAAGAUGCGAAUGUGACGGAAAAUCACGAAAAUAUCAACUAUGGCGAGCAAUUAGACCCUAGAGUUAUCUCUGGGAGAAGAAAAGCGAGCACACAUAGCAAUGGGGCGAGAUCAGGUGGCUAUACUACGCCUGCAACAGUGCAUACAGCUCCAAGUGAAAUGUCAGUUGCAAACAGUGAGUUCAGUUCAAGAUCAUCCUCACCCACACUUCUUCGACCAGCAGAUAUCAGUGAUGGUUUAUCUUCACCAAUGUCAGUCGACUCAAGUAAUCCUUAUGCCCUUCAAUUUGCAACAAUUCCAGAGGAUUCUGAUUCGGAGACAGGCGUUGGUUCAGUCAGUUUAGAUAACGGAAGCGUUCUGGAGACGCUCCCUUUGAAAAACGGGACCUUUUCUUCCGGUACUCUACCUACAACAGCAAAGAAUACAGUAGAAAGCUAUACUCGUAUUGAAGACUUAAUCAUAAAGCCUGGUACAGAACGCAUAGUGCAGGUUUCCUACCGCCCACAGAAAGAUGUGUCGAUUAAUGAUUUUAAUGCUGGACAGCUUAUUCGCAGAAACUUCAGAAUAUCCUUAGAAUAUGGUACUUUUAGAGCAGAAGAACCGAAGGAAAAAAAGAUCAUUCAGUGUAGAGCAAGGACAUGUACAUCAUUUGUUGAAACCAUCCCAAAACUAAUCAACUUUGGUGAUACAGAUGUUGGUACACUUAAAUCAUUGCCUAUAAAUAUUUUUAACCGGUCGGAUAUUGUCGCUCGUGUCGAAUUACAGUUCACAUCAAAAGUGUUAAACUGUCUUCGAGGAGAGAUUGCUAUUCAGCCUAGGAGCUACGUAGAAUUGAAGCUGGAUUUAUACCCUCGAAAAGUCAAUCCUGAUUAUAGAAAGCAGAUUACUCUUGUUAAUUACUUGAACAGAGAUAACGAUCAGAUUAUUGAAGUACACAGCACCAACAUUGAUAAGAACAGAGUAACCUUUCAUUCCUUAUUCUAUCGUAUCCUCACAGCAACUGGUGCUAAUUUUCUCGACUUUGGAUCUAUUACUUUGAAUUCACCUUCGUUGCGAACAUUUACGGUAGAAAAUAUACGUGAUAAACCGUUACAAUUAGAGCUUACGACAUCUUUACCUCAUGAUAUUGCUAUUUAUACGAGAAAUAAGACGAUGAGUUCUGAAAAUCCCGUAGGAUCAGCUUCCAGUAGUACUGUUGCAUCUUCUGCUAUUUUGUCAGCAGCAUCUACGGCCACUUCUUCGACAAAAACGACGACAGCAUCGAAACUCUCAAAUUCGGUAACAGCCGAAGCAUUAGAAAAAGGUGAUAAGGUGGCCGACAUACCUGCAACAACUGCAAUUACCACAUCAAGUAUCAGUAACAGCAAUCGUAAGCGAUCAAAAUUACUGUUGGAUUCAAUAAACAAUCGGCAUGCUGCAAAACUACAAUUAGAUAUACCGUCAUCAGCUAAUGAAUACAAUAUGAAUAGUUCAAAACGUACAGCUGACGCCAAAAGAGAUUUGCUUAUGGCUCGUCGUUUCCGUAAUUCUGUUAAUCAGUUGAAAAGGGAACAAACUUGCUCUACAACGGCUUAUUUAGAUUUAGCCCUACCGCCUUUGCAUUCGCUCAAAUCAUACAGACGAAAAUUGGUUGAAGUAUCUCACACACAACUGCUGAAGAAUCAGCAAAAACUACCACUCACUUCCGAAGAGAAAAUCGCACGCGCCGAUACGAAGGAUAUAUAUCGAAAGAAUGACACGCUUUUACGUAAAUCAUCCUAUUACCAGCAAGCACAAGGGAACGAAAAAGAAAACAACCAAUUUAUGCAUCGUAAGAUAGAUGGUAGCAGCCAGAUUCAUUUGAGACGAGCCAACUCGCAAGAAACUGCUAACCAUUCUGAUGACAUUGAAAGGUCUACUAAAUCAGCAAAUGUACCGAUCAAGAUGAAUAAAGAAAGCGUGGAUAGUCAUGGGGAGCAUAGCAAUUAUGGUUUACGAAACGCCAAAACAAAACGAUCGUUGGGUAUUACAGCUGCUCGAUACAAAUCAAGAAAGAAUUUGGACUGGUCCGAUAUAGCUGGGAAGUCUCGCGUUCCUUUUGAAGAUUUGAUCUCUGUACUUGAACAUGGUUCCAAGUCGUCUCCACCGUUAUUUCCAAAACAAGCUGCUGAAGAGCAGUAUGUACGAUAUCAACUAGCUUGGCGACGAGAGUUGGAUCGUCUGAUUGAAAAAAAAAUUUUAGUACGCACUUCUGUAUUGAAUGUGGCACCUAAAGGUGAGGAAGAAGUUGUUAUUGUCAUUACUCCCAACGGAGCAAACAAGCAGCAUGUACAGUCAGCACCUAAGAAACAAGAUGCACGGAUCUUUUUGAAACUGUUACAGUUUGAUCAAAAUAUUGAACAAACCGAAUUUGAGAAUCUGCUGGAUUUAGGUCGGGAAGGAAUCCCUGUACGAGAAAUAAUCUUGCGGUCUCAGCUAUGUCGAUCUGUAAUGGAUUUGGGACAAAGGAAUAUCAACUUUGGGCUAGUAGAGCGUAACGAGCGUCAUACCAAAACGAUCGUCCUUCAUAAUCGUAGUGAAACACCGUUGUUAUAUGCUAUUCGUAAGUCAGGGUCCAUUGCUUCAGGCGAUAUAGAUUUGGAUAUCGGUCGCUACGGUGUAGUGCGUUCGUAUGGUAAACGUGAGGUAGAAUUUGUGUUCGAGCCUACAUUAUCAGGACCUUUUAUGGAAAAAUUAGUCGUUGAAAACAUUUGUGAUCGUACAAAUGAUCAAGUGCUGUUGCUAAAGGCUCAAGUUCGAAAACCAUCAACAUUCUUGAUAAAUUCUGCAGAGGAACUCAAUUUUGGCUGCUGCUUGAUUGACCAGCCGGGUAAAAAGAUAGAAAGCAUAGUUUUAACAAAUACUAACAAGCAAUCGCGUAUGUUCGAGAUUCGUGUUGAUCCCAACGAAGUUACAUUUGGACAAUAUUAUGCAGAAUUUGAUUUUGGCGUUAAGGAAGAGGAUUUGAAUACAAUUUCUCAAGAAGCAGAAGAAGAGAUUGAAAAUCUUGAGCAAAAGUUGAAAAUCGCCAAGCGUAAAGCACAACCAGAUAAAGUGAAAAAGUAUUUGCGUAAACUGGCCAAAUUAAAGAAUUUGGAUGAAAACGAAUUAGAAUCCGCUGGAGAUGAUGGAUCCAGUGUGCUUAAAGAGGAAGCUUCAGUCAAUUCCGAUGUCAAUCCGGAGAAAACAUCAACAAUCUCGAAGACGUCAAACGACAAUUCAACAAGUGCAGCUGUUUCCGGAGCAUCCAUUAAAGAGAACAGUGUAAUAUUCAAGAAGACACCAGAAAGUGUUGUAUUCUCGAUAGAUGCUCAUGCUACCAAGACGAUUUCUGUCAUUUUUAAGGCUAUGCUAAGGCCUAUAAGAGAGAAUGAAAUGCACUCAUUUACCAAAGUUGAUGAAGUACUCGCUGUCAAAGGUCGAAUUCUAGUACAUGAGUAUAAGAACACGGAUGUUUGUAGAAGUAUAACAUAUACAGCAGAGAUUCACCCUGAUGAGACGACUAUGAGAGAAGGUUUGCAGGAUGAGGAUAAGGUCGAAGACAAUAAAGCUCUAUUGUACCAAACAUUAGCGACUAGCACUACAAAUUCAGUUUCAGAUAAGGACACCAACAGCAUUGGAGCUGAUGAGAUGGGUCAUAUCACGGUAACUGAUGGAGAUACGGCUGUAGAUUCCAGCAUAGAACCUAUUGAAUUAGAAAGGAACUUUUUCGAUGGUGAACGUGUUGGAAUUCAUCAAGAAGUUGUAUUUUACGUCAAAGUUAAGAAUGUAUCCGACAGUCCUGUCACUUUCGAUUUGUUUGCAGAAGAAAAUGCAUCAGUGUUUGAUUUCAGUAACACCGAGUCUCAAGAGCUGCUUCCUGGAGAAAUCAGAAAGGUCCGGUAUGGUUUAAGACCCAAUCAACUCGGUCGACAAACUUACACUUUCUAUGUUCGAAAUAAGCAUAAUGGCUCUUUGCAACCAUUUACCACUCAGUGUCUAGUUCAUAGACACAUUUAUCUUGACUUCCCGUCAAUAGCGGACGAAGACAAUGGUGUUUUGGACUUAGGUUUUUCGUAUGUUGAUCCAGGUAGCAAAUACUCGCAAGUGACGCCUUUAUUGGUGGCUAAUAUAUCUGAACAGGAUAUAUUAAUCACUUGUCAGAGUAAUUUAUCCCAUCAGGUGUUGAUUUUUAAAGACGAAGCAGGUGAACGAGGCCUAGUUGAAAUGAUGCCUUUGAAAGGUGGUGCUAUGACGACUAUAUGGGUGGCUAUACAACCAAAUCUCCUCACCGGUUAUUUGAGUAAUUGUACGGAUGAAUGCCGUGAGCUUGUUGGGGGUCUGAAGUUUUCCAUUUAUGAGCAUGAUACUUCUGCUUUAAGAAAAGAAGAUGAAGAUAUACUCUUGAUGCUGACGCAAACGGUUAAGUUUACCUCCAUUAUCGGACAAUCACAUUUGGAAGUUUCUGAACGAGUCAUCAACCUAGGGUACACCGAUGUACUCAACAAAGAUUUCUAUGGCGCAUUUACGAUAAAGAAUAAAUCUGGUGAAUUGCCGCUCGAUUACGAGGUAGAAUGUCUCAGUGGGAAUAUUGAAUUAGAUCGAAGAGGUGGUACCCUACCUGGAUGGCGCGGUAAUAAGCGUAGAAGAGAUGCUGAUUUGGGAUACCUCAGUGGCGAUGAACACCACGCUCGCAGAGACAGUUUAUCUGCACUAAGCACUGAUGGAAAUGAGGAAAACACUAUCAUUGCCACUCGCAAGAAUUCGUAUACAGCCCCAUCUCUAGCAACCAUGUGUUCUUCAACCCAAAUCACAUUCCGCAUUUAUGCUUACCGACAUGGCUUAUUAAAUGAGCAACUCACAGUUACUAAUAAAAGGAACAGCCAAGAAGUAUUCGUCAUUGAUGUACGUCUAUUUGUUGAUUGUAACAAGAUUGAUGCAUGGCAUUUACCGUCAAAGAUGCUAUUACGAAGUCCUGUACCGUCUCACCGUCAACACAUUACUGAUGAAAAUGAUCAAACUGACCAUCUGGAAGCUGACCCACUACCUUUAGUCAAAUGGGAAAGUAUAUACAUCUGUUCAACUGUUGAUGAUACAACUGAUAACAAAUUGGAAGUCAUGAAAUUACCGGAUAAAGAGGAAGCCCGCCUAUAUACGCGAGAGAUUGACAUCGCUAACACAUCGGGUCAGCCUAUGCAUUUGGUGGCUAUGAGUGACGUUGAUAUGACCGCUUCCUUCGUAGUAGAUAAGAAUAAACUAAUCAGCACAGAGGUUCUAUAUAAAAACACUACGUUUCUCCAACGUAGUGGGCAGUUAUGUUUGCAGCCUGGACAGCGGGUUCGUAUGCGUAUUCACAAUCCCUCAACUAAUAAACUGGAUGAAGAAGCCCGUCAAUUGGCCCUCCAAGGUAAAAAUGGCUCUUUGAAAGGCAUGCUUCUUUUGUACGAUGCUCGCCAGGAACUUGAAGUGCUUGCUAUUGAGCUUGAAGCUCUUUUCUGUAUGUCUCAUACUGAAUUGGUAACAGAUCAAAUUAAUCUGGGUAAAAUCGGCCAUAGUACUUCUUACAAACCUGCUCGAUUCGAAUUCCAAAUACACAAUAUGGCUGAUGUUCCUGCUACAUAUGAAAUUCAUGGUCCCAAUUUUAUUCAAUUUACUCCUUUGGAUCGCCAUGGUGCUGCUGUAAAGCAGAAAUCUUUCUAUAUACCUUCACGCAAAUCCCAACGUGUUGAAGGAUUACUCUUACCGAAAGAAAUGCCAGAUAAGACGUCCGGAAUUCAUCACUUCGAUGUACAAAUUGUUAAUUUACGGAAUAAUAGCAACUCUAUGCACCUUCAAUUGAAAGCAUUAAUGACGGUGUUCGAGUUAGAGUUUGAACGUCUUUCCGACAAUGGUGAAUUGAUUCUACCCACUUUAUAUCAUCCUAUUGCUCUCCAAAAUGCUCCCUGUGAUGGUUGGUUUGUGAUCCACAAUAAGACAGAUGAUGAUUUACGUUUUGAAAUUGGUGCUGAUAUUGAAACUGAACUCAAACCCUAUAUACACCUGGAUGUACUAUCACGUUAUACCAACUCUCCGUUAAAUGGUGAUAUUGCAAUUGGACCACAAGGCAGUAUUGAAGUUCGUGUAAGAGCUUUGCCUAACGAAGCAUCUCGUUUGCCACGUAACCACCCUGAAUUAACAGAUACUGCAGGUAUGGUAGUUGCAAAACUAUGGGUAACUACUUGGCCAGCUGGCACAGUUGUAGAAGAAGAUGAAAGUGAAUAUAAGUCCCGCAUACGUGAAAUGAUUCCUAUUCGAUGUGCUUUGCGCGAGGCUGCUACAUUCUCUUUAAGCGAGUACAGAUUGGAUUUCAAGCUAGUCACUUAUUAUCAAGAGAAUGACAAUAUUGAUAACGGUAGUAACACUAAUACUUCCAGAAUAGUACAACCUCAGUCAGCUUGUAUGCCGGACAGUCUACCGUUGACAGUAAUAAAUCAAGCAGUCAAGGUACCAUUACGUUUCAAGGUGACAGUAGAAGGCCCAGCUGAAUUCCCUGCACAUGAAAUUGUGCUUAUUUCUGGAUUGGACGGAGAUGGAACUGCAGUUGUCGAGCCAGGUGGGACGUAUACAUUAUCGGUUGGCAUAUCAAACCCUCAAGAAAUUAUGCCAGGUCAAUUGAAAAUCCACAUUGAUGAUUUAGAUGCAGUUGGAGAAUCCAGACAGACAAUUUUAAUGUAUGUUACGGAAAUUGUUUGGGAUUUGUAAUCAGUAAACACGAAGAUAGUCUUAUUAAAGGCGUAAUAAUAUACCAUUGUACACACAUUAAAAUUACCAGCUUAUACGUCAAUCUAAUAAUCUAAGCAACCUGUAAAUAGUUGAUUUCUAUGAAUCAUUGCUUGAAAAUAAACCAAUGCUCCAUGUUACCUACU
This is a messenger RNA of Mycotypha africana, 8367 nucleotides long. RefSeq lists its product as uncharacterized. NCBI's taxonomy places the organism in Eukaryota, Fungi, Mucoromycota, Mucoromycetes, Mucorales, Mycotyphaceae. The coding region runs from base 221 to 8203 and encodes 2660 amino acids. The transcript is spliced from 2 exons. The record is from RefSeq and is a predicted model, not a curated record.